Molecule: messenger RNA, 1755 nt
Organism: Pistacia vera
Lineage: Eukaryota; Viridiplantae; Streptophyta; Magnoliopsida; Sapindales; Anacardiaceae
Product: high affinity nitrate transporter 2.7
Exons: 2
Coding region: 86-1480 (464 amino acids)
Biological process (GO): transmembrane transport
Molecular function (GO): nitrate transmembrane transporter activity
Source: RefSeq, a predicted model, not a curated record
UUCAUACACUUAAAAAUUUUCCCUCUCGAAAACAAACCACAAACCCUCUGAAUUACUUUACUCCCGUAAUUUUAAUUUUGUAGCCAUGGAAACUCCUCCUUCUCCAAGAAAAACCAUUCCUUCAUUCACGAUCCCAGUUGAUUCUGAAAACAAAGCAACUCAGUUUCAUCCAUUUUCACUCACUUCUCCUCACAUGCUUGCCUUUCACCUUGCAUGGCUCUCUCUCUUCUCUUGUUUCUUCUCCACCUUCUCCAUCCCUCCUCUCAUUCCCAUCAUCCGUGAAGACCUCAAACUCUCCCAAGCAGACAUCGGCGCCGCCGGCAUCGCCUCCUUUGUGGGCUCCAUCUUCUCCCGCCUCGCCAUGGGACCCGUUUGCGACAUGGUGGGCCCACGCAUAGCCUGCGCCACGCUCUCUCUCCUCACUGCACCCAUCGUUUUGGCCACCUCUUUAGUCUCUUCACCAACCUCCUUCAUUCUCAUUCGCUUCCUUAUGGGAUUUUCUCUGGCGAACUUUGUAGUAAACCAGUUCUGGAUGAGUUCCAUGUUCUCCGGCUGCGUUGUCGGCCUUGCCAACGGAGUCUCCGCCGGGUGGGCCAACACGGGUUCCGGGUUGGCCCAGUUAGUCAUGCCACUCAUAUUCACAGCUAUCUCCCACUUCAACGUGCCGUCAUUCACUGCAUGGCGUCUCGCCUUUAUUGUUCCUUCAAUGUUCCAAGCUUUAACGGCCAUUUUAGUCUUAAUUUACGGCCAAGACCUGCCGUCCGGAAACUACAAAGAGUUCAAGAAGACAAGAAAUAACUCAAAAGAAGGAGAUGAUAACUUUCUCCACGUUCUUUUCAACGGUUUGAAGAAUUACAGAGGGUGGAUACUGGCUUUAACGUACGGAUACAGUUUCGGGGUGGAGUUGACGAUUGAUAAUAUUAUAGCGCAGUAUUUUUAUGAUAGGUUUAACGUGAAUAUUCAGAUGGCCGGGACGAUUGCGGCGACUUUCGGUUUGGCGAAUUGGUUUUCGCGGCCGAUGGGCGGGGUGGUUUCGGACGCGAUGGGGAGGAGUUUCGGGAUGAGAGGGAGGCUGUGGGGGUUGUGGGUGGUGCAGACGGUGGCUGGGUUGCUGUGUGUGUCACUCGGACGAGUUAGCUCGCUCUGGAGUUCUAUUGUUGUCAUGUGUGUGUUUUCUGUGUUUGUUCAAGCCGCUUCUGGCCUCACGUUCGGCGUCGUUCCUUUCGUUUCCAAAAGGUCACUGGGAGUGAUAUCGGGAAUGACUGGGAGCGGCGGGACGGUGGGGGCAGUCGUCACCCAGAUGCUGUUAUUCUCGGGCUCGGAGUUUUCUAAGCAAACAAGCAUUUCCCUAAUGGGGCUUAUGAUGAUUAUUUGCACUCUCCCCCUCACCUUCAUCUACUUUCCUCAGUGGGGUGGUAUGUUUUGUGCUCCUUCCUUGGAUCCAAAUUCGGCCGCUUAUCAAUACCACCUGCUCCAGUAGAGAAAGUUUUCAAUGAAACAAAUGUAUUACCUCAUUUGUACAUUCAUUCAAUAAAAUUCUUUAACAUGUAUAUUCAAGAUUUUCUCACUCUAACAAGAUUCUGUUUCUCAAGAAAUUGAGGAAAUAAUUGAAUUUUGAUCAUCCAAAAAGAGUAUCAUUAUCAUAUUACAACACUGAAGUUCUAAGGUACUAAAAAUCAGAUAGCCCGCAAACUGCUACAAAGUGAAGGAUAGCGUUUAUGGGAAGAGAAGAAGUUAGUUCCACGAAAAUUGCUU